GUCCCCCCCGUGUCCCCAACCCCCCCCUCAUCGUGGCUGAGAUGAGGCCGAGCCCCCCGGCGCCGAGCACGGGCCAGGGCGCGGCGCCAUGACCCCGGUGGGCUUGGUGGCCACCAUCAGGAUGUUCUUCCCGCUGGCCUUGGCCUGCGCCAGCCCCUUCCUGCCGCCGGAGGGGCCUCGUCGCGCCCUCAACGUCGCCGUCAUCUUGAGUGGUGCCUCCUACGGCCCGGCCGGGCCCCGCCUGCCGCCCGCCGCCUUCCGCAACUUCUCCUUGGAGGUCAAUCCAGUGGGGGUUGUCCUCAACGACACCAACCCCCGGAGCCUGAUCGUCCGCCUGUGCGACGUCCUCUCCUCGUUGCGCAUCCACGGCGUCGUCUUCGAGGACGACACACGCUCCGAGGCCGUGGCCCAGAUCCUCGACUUCAUCUCGGCCCAAACCUCUGUGCCCAUCAUCGGCAUCAACGGCGGCGCGGCCAUCGUCCUCACGCCCAAGGAGAAAGGCUCCACCUUCCUCCAGCUGGGCUCCUCCACCGAGCAGCAGCUCCAGGUGAUCUUCGAGGUGUUGGAAGAAUACGACUGGACGACCUUCGCCGUGGUCACCACCCUUUUUCCCGGCUACGAAGACUUUGUGGACUAUGUGGAGGUCUUGACCGACAGCAGCUUCAUCGGUUGGGAACACCGAGGGGUCCUCACCCUCAACUUGACCGACGACCCCGAGGGCUCGCGGUUGCGCCGCCAACUACGAGAGGUCAACGCCCAAAUCCGUCUCCUCUACUGCUCACGAGAAGAAGCUGAGGCCAUCUUCCGGGCAGCUCGUGACGCCGGUUUGGCCGGACCCGGUUACAUCUGGUUCGUGGUGGGCACCAACCUUGGAGGAAGUGAACAGUUGCCGGAACAUCUCCCCGCCGGUUUGUUUGCGGUGUUGUCGGCCGGUUGGAGGGACGACCUUCAACAUCGGGUCCAUAACGGCGUGGCCAUCGUGGCCAAGGGCGCCGAAGCCCUCCUGCGCGACUACGGCUUCAUCCCCGAGUUCAACAACGACUGCCGGGCGCCCAACGUCACCCAGAUCAACGACAACCUCCACCGGUACUUCAUGAACAUCACCUGGGGGCAGAAGGACUUCUCCUUUAAUGAGGACGGCUACCUCGUCAACCCCUCGCUGGUCGUUAUCUCCCUCAACAAGGAGCGCAACUGGGAGGUGGUUGGCAGCUGGGAGCAGCGGCGCCUGCGGCUCAAGUACCCGGCGUGGUCGCGUUACGGGCGGUUCCUGCAGCCGGUGCCGGAUGGGCAACACCUCCGCGUGGCCACGUUGGAAGAGCGACCCUUCGUCAUCGUGGAGAACAUUGACCCCAUCACCGGCACCUGCAUCCGCGACUCGGUGCCGUGUCGGCGCCAGCUCAACCGAACCCAUAGUGCCCCGGCCGAGGUGCCCCUUCUGGAGAAGAAGUGCUGCAAGGGCUUCUGCAUCGACAUCCUCAAGCGCUUGGCACGGAGCGUGGGCUUCACCUACGACCUCUACCUGGUCACCAACGGCAAACACGGCAAGAAGAUCGACGGUGUCUGGAACGGGAUGGUCGGAGAGGUUUUCUACCGGCGUGCAGACAUGGCCAUCGGCUCGUUAACGAUUAACGAGGAACGGUCUGAGAUCAUUGACUUCUCUGUCCCCUUUGUGGAGACCGGGAUCAGUGUCAUGGUGUCCAGGAGCAAUGGCACUGUGUCCCCCUCGGCCUUCCUGGAGCCGUACAGCCCGGCCGUUUGGGUGAUGAUGUUCGUCAUGUGCCUCACGGUGGUGGCCGUCACCGUCUUCAUCUUCGAGUACUUCAGCCCUGGGGGCUACAACCGCAGCCUGACCAGCGGCCAGCGCGCUGGAGGCUCCACCUUCACCAUUGGGAAGUCCAUCUGGUUGCUCUGGGCUUUGGUCUUCAACAACUCAGUGCCAGUGGAGAACCCCAAGGGCACCACCAGCAAGAUCAUGGUGCUGGUCUGGGCCUUCUUCGCUGUCAUCUUCUUGGCCAGCUACACGGCCAACUUGGCCGCUUUCAUGAUCCAGGAGGAGUACGUGGACACCGUCUCGGGGCUCAGUGACCGCAAGUUCCAGCGCCCGCAGGAGCAGUACCCACCCCUCAAGUUUGGGACAGUGCCCAACGGCAGCACCGAGAAGAACAUCCGCAGCAACUACCCCGACAUGCACAGCUACAUGGUGAGGUUCAACCAACGCGGCGUGGAGGAUGCCCUGCACCACCUUAAGACCGGGAAGUUGGACGCCUUCAUCUACGACGCGGCGGUGCUGAACUACAUGGCGCGCAAGGAGGAGGGCUGCAAGUUGGUGACCAUCGGCUCGGGCAAGGUCUUUGCCUCCACCGGCUACGGCAUCGCCCUCCAACGCGGCUCCCGCUGGAAGCGCCCCGUGGACCUCGCCCUGCUCCAGCUCCUGGGCGACGACGAGAUUGAGAUGCUGGAACGUCUGUGGCUGUCGGGGAUCUGCCACCAGGAGAAGCUGGAGGUGAUGAGCUCCAAGUUGGACAUUGAGAACAUGGCGGGCGUCUUCUACAUGCUGCUGGUGGCCAUGGGCCUCAGCCUUCUGGUCUUCGCUUGGGAGCAUCUCCUGCACUGGAGGCUGCGGAGGAGACGCCUCGGGGCGCCCGGGAGGCUGCGCUGCCUCCUCGCCUUCAGCAGGGGCAUUUACCGCUGCUGCAGCGCCGAGGACGCCGCCCCCCCCGCGCCCCCCCCCCCCGCUCCCCUCCCCCCCCCCCCCCCCCCCCGCCCCCUCCCC
This is a messenger RNA of Cuculus canorus (common cuckoo), 2773 nucleotides long. RefSeq names its product glutamate ionotropic receptor NMDA type subunit 2D (gene GRIN2D). Gene Ontology annotation, molecular function: NMDA glutamate receptor activity; transmitter-gated monoatomic ion channel activity involved in regulation of postsynaptic membrane potential. The record is from RefSeq and is a predicted model, not a curated record. Gene Ontology annotation, cellular component: postsynaptic membrane; NMDA selective glutamate receptor complex; postsynaptic density membrane. Gene Ontology annotation, biological process: long-term synaptic potentiation; excitatory postsynaptic potential; monoatomic ion transport. NCBI's taxonomy places the organism in Eukaryota, Metazoa, Chordata, Aves, Cuculiformes, Cuculidae.